Messenger RNA from Artibeus jamaicensis (Jamaican fruit-eating bat), 1507 nucleotides. It is a transcript of the gene SIRT5, whose product is annotated as sirtuin 5. Gene Ontology annotation, molecular function: NAD+ binding; protein-succinyllysine desuccinylase activity; protein-malonyllysine demalonylase activity. The coding region runs from base 137 to 1069 and encodes 310 amino acids. The transcript has 9 exons. Lineage: Eukaryota; Metazoa; Chordata; Mammalia; Chiroptera; Phyllostomidae. The record is from RefSeq and is a predicted model, not a curated record.
GGCCGCUGCAGCCGGACCAGCUAAAUCGCUCCGCCCUGCCCGGUUGCCCCCUCGACGGCCCCGUGCCUGGGGCGCUGCGGUCCCUGUCGCGGCUUCCAGCAGCCCAUCUUGAGAAUUAAUGCUGUAAAGAAACCCGAUGGGACCUCUCCAAACUGUCCCUAGCAGAUUCUUCUCCCAACUGCAUUGUGGGUUGAGAUCUCCAGCUGCCUUGGGAACCAAGAUUUGCCUAACGAUGGCUCGUCCAAGUUCAGAUAUGGCCGACUUUCGGAAGUUUUUUGCUAAAGCAAAGCACAUAGUCGUCAUUUCAGGGGCUGGCAUUAGUGCCGAAAGUGGGAUCCCGACUUUCAGAGGAGCCGGAGGUUAUUGGAGAAGGUGGCAAUCUCAGGCCCUGGCCACUCCUGAGGCCUUUGCCCAAAACCCGUCCCUAGUGUGGGAGUUCUACCACUACCGGCGGGAAGUCAUACAGCGCGUGGAGCCGAACCCCGGGCACUUCGCCAUCGCCAAGUGUGAGGGCCGGCUGCGUGAGCAGGGCCGCCGCCUCACGGUCAUCACCCAAAACAUCGAUGAGCUGCACCGCAAGGCUGGCACCAAGAACCUUCUGGAAAUUCAUGGUAGCAUAUUUAAAACUCGAUGUACCUCUUGCGGAGUUGUGGCUGAGAAUUACAAGAGUCCAAUUUGUGCAGCUUUAUCAGGAAAAGGUGCUCCAGAACCUGAAGCACAAGAUGCCAGAAUCCCAGUUGAGAAACUUCCCCGGUGUGAAGAGGCAGGGUGCGGGGGCCUGCUGCGACCUCACGUAGUGUGGUUUGGAGAAAACCUGGACCCUGCCAUUCUGGAAGAAGUUGACAGAGAGCUGGCCCUCUGUGACUUAUGUCUAGUGGUGGGCACGUCCUCUGUGGUUUAUCCUGCCGCCAUGUUUGCCCCCCAGGUGUCGGCCAGGGGAGUGCCGGUGGCCGAGUUUAACAUGGAAACCACCCCGGCCACGAACAGAUUCAGGUUUCACUUCCAGGGGCCCUGUGGCACAACUCUGCCCGAAGCCCUGGCUCCUCAUGAAACUGAAACGGUUCCUUAAUUGCUCUGGGGAAGGAAGAUAUUAUAGUCCAUCUCAAUACCAGGCCUCAGAUAGAGGAGACGCAGUCUUGUGGAUGUCAAGCUAAAUACUGGAGAUCUAAAAAUACCCUGUGAUUUCCUGUCUGGCACCCAACCUGUGGAUGACUGAUAGGGCCUUAGAGGUAACAAGAGCAAAUGUAGUUACAAGAAGUCAGAGAACUGUAAAGCUGAUGCAUGUUAUUUGGCUUGAACUUAAACAUAAGAUACCUCUGAUGGGUUUGGUUGGUUAUUGGGAGGGGGAAAAUUCUAAGUUGAGUGUCUUAAAAAUGUAAUUAUGCCAUUUUUGCUAUUUGGCAAAGAUGGAAGUCGACAGGUAAAAACCUUGAUAUUUCUGACUUUUGCACAAGUUUGGAUAGAAAAUAAAAUCACUCUCCGCAGUAAACAAUGUGUUGUAUAAAGA